Molecule: messenger RNA, 1398 nt
Organism: Phaeodactylum tricornutum CCAP 1055/1
Lineage: Eukaryota; Bacillariophyta; Bacillariophyceae; Surirellales; Neidiaceae
Exons: 5
Biological process (GO): intracellular signal transduction; peptidyl-serine phosphorylation; protein autophosphorylation
Cellular component (GO): nucleus; cytoplasm
Molecular function (GO): calmodulin binding; calcium/calmodulin-dependent protein kinase activity; calcium ion binding
Source: RefSeq, a predicted model, not a curated record
AUGGACGAACUUCCUAUUACCGACCCUUCCAUCCAUGCCAACCUCCUACUCGAAUCGAAGGAGGAUGUCUUCAAAAAAUAUUCCGUCGUCCAAGUGCUCGGUAAUGGAUCAAUGGGAACCGUUUCCAAGACCAGAGAACACAAUAGUCAGGACUAUAUAUACGCACUCAAGUCCAUCAUUCUGGAUCGGGUCUCUUCUGUCUUCCUGGACGAGCUCCGUAACGAAAUUCUUAUCCUUAGAUCAUUGGAUCAUCCCAAUAUUGUCAAAGCGCACGAGGUUUACUACACGAGGAAGCAGAUUUAUCUCGUAUUGGAGUUGUGUGAUGGCGGAGACCUUUAUACCAGGUCGCCUUACAGUGAAAGGGAAUCGGCAAGGAUUCUGCAACAAAUAUUGUCGGCAGUGCGGUACAUGCAUGAUCACGGAAUUGUUCAUCGGGAUCUCAAGUUCGAGAAUAUCAUGUUUGAGAACAAUAGCCCCAGUGCUCGAGUCAAAAUUAUAGAUUUUGGAUUGUCUAAAAAGUUCCUUGGCAAACCGUCGUACAUGACCGAACGCGUUGGUACCGUCUAUACGAUGGCCCCGCAAGUCCUGCAAGGAGUCUACUCAUCGCAAGCUGAUCUUUGGUCCGCUGGAGUGAUAGCCUACAUGCUGUUAUCGGCUUCAAAGCCUUUUUAUCACAAACGACGGCGCAAGAUGAUUGACCAAAUCAUGAGGGCCGACUUCGGAUAUAAUGCACCGGUCUGGAAGCAAAUAUCAGAAAGUGCGCAAGAUUUUGUAAGUCGAUUACUAGUGGUGGAUCCAAAGAAAAGACUGAAUGCAGAAAAAGCAUUGGACCAUUCUUGGAUUGUGAAUCGCGAACGCUUGCCAGAUGAGACACCAUCCGAGGAUUUGUUGGCCGCUGUCGAUGAUUGCCUCGUGAAUUAUCGACAAACGUCGGAGCUGAAAAAGCUAGCUUUAAACAUGAUCGCCCAUCGUUCUACCGCGGAAGAGAUCAUGCAACUUCGGAAAGUUUUUGACAGCUACGACACCUCGAAUGAUGGAAUUAUUACAUUUGAUGAAUUCAAAGCAGCUUUGCACAAAAUGAAAUAUCCGGAUGAGAUUGUACAGGAAGUUUUUAGCAGUAUUGAUGUCAACCGAAAUGGCCAUAUACAGUACACGGAAUUCAUUGCAUCGACCGUCUUGGCACAGGGACAUAUCGCAGAGGAUCGGGUCGCAGUAGCUUUCGAUCGCUUGGACUCUGAUGACACCGGCUUUAUUUCCAAGAAGAACUUGCAAAACGCAUUGGGCAAGGAAUACACUCCAGAACUCGUCGAAAAUAUAAUGGAAGAAGUUGACAAAGAUAGGGAUGGCAAAAUAUCAUAUACCGAGUUUCUGCAAUACUUUCGGAAGGAAACGAGCAAU